AUGGCCGUGCCGGUGGCCGUGGCCGUGGCGGUCCCCGCCCGGGCCGGGCCCCGCCUGGCCCUGGCGCUGGGGCUGGGGGCGGGCGCCGGCCUCGGCCUCGGGCUGCUCUGGGCCCUGCGCCGCCGCUGGAGGGAGGCGGCCGCGCCGCACGGCCGCGCCCAAGCCUUGCCCAGAGUGCUGGUCCCUGUGGAGGAGGGGGCUGGAGCCACGCACACACCUCUGCUGGGGCAGGACCAGCAGCUGGAGCUGCUGGAGCGCCUGGACUUCGUGGUGAGGAACAUCUUGGAGCUGAGGAAGGAGGUGGAGGAACUGCGGAACAGCCUCCAGAACCUGGCUGUGGAGAUUGUGGGGGAAGUCAGGUCUCACCUGGAAGAAACGCAGAGACUGAAUCGCCGGAGGAGGUUCCCUUAUCCCAGAGAGAGAAGUGACUCCACAGGCUCCAGCUCCAUUUAUUUCACAGCCAGCUCAGGGAAUGCCAACACGGAUGAUGGAGAGAGUGAAGGGGGUUACACCACGGCCAACGCCGAGUCCGACUAUGACCGGGAGUCGGAGAGGGAGAGCGAGGAAGGGGAGGACGAAGUGAGCUGUGACACAGUGCGGACGGUGCGCCGGGAUUCCCUGGACCUGGUCCCUGAGGAUGAAGCCCCUCUGAGCCUGGAUUCGUCCGUGGAGGAGGGGCUGGGGCAGCUCCUGCAGCAGGCCGACCGCCUGCACGGUGGGGAUGAGCAGGACAGGAGAGAGGGCUUCCAGCUGCUCCUCAACAACAAGCUGGCGGUAAAGUACGCAGGGCAGCGGGAAUUCCUGUGGCGCCUGGCCCGGGCUCACAGCGACAUGUGGGAGCUCACGGAGGACGAGGAGGAGAAGCAAUCCUACGCAUCCGAGGGGAAGAAAGAGCUGGAACUUGCCUUACAGAAGUGGGAUCAAAGUGCUGAGUGCCACCAGUGGUUUGCCAUCCUUUGUGGGCAGCUGUCGGAACAUGAGAGCAUUCCCAAGCGCAUCCAGGCCGGCUGUGUUUUUAAGGAACACAUCGACAGAGCCAUUGAGCUGAAGCCAGAGGACCCCCAGCUGUACUAUCUCAUGGGCAGGUGGUGUUACCAGGUUGCCCACCUGGGAUGGCUGGAGAAGAAGACGGUGUCAGCACUGUUCGAGGCUCCUCCGACAGCCACGGUGCAGGACGCGCUCCAGAACUUCCUGCGGGUCGAGGAGCUGAGCCCAGGAUUUUCCAAAGCAGGAAGAGUUUACAUUGCCAAGUGCUACAGGGACCUGGGGAACAGCUCUGCGGCCGCGCUCUGGGUGAGCCUCGCCUCCGAGCUGCCAGGGAACACAAAAGAGGAUGCAGAAAGCGAGAGGGAACUCGAGGAGAUGCGCUUGGACUGCAAGGAAUAAUUCUGGAGAAACUCAUCCCAGUGGAUACUGCAGAGACAGUAAAAUGCCAAAGGGGUUUCAUGAUCCUGACAACUCCCAGUGCACUUCAUGGAUAAGCCAAAAGAGCUGACAGGAAAACACACCCAGCAGCACAUCCAGGAAAAUAUCUUGGAUUUAAUGGGAUAAAAUCGUGGUUUGUUUUCCCUCA
Empidonax traillii (willow flycatcher) is the source of this 1573-nucleotide messenger RNA. RefSeq names its product regulator of microtubule dynamics 3 (gene RMDN3). The transcript is spliced from 12 exons. The record is from RefSeq and is a predicted model, not a curated record. Lineage: Eukaryota; Metazoa; Chordata; Aves; Passeriformes; Tyrannidae. Gene Ontology annotation, molecular function: microtubule binding. Gene Ontology annotation, cellular component: mitotic spindle pole; spindle microtubule; cytoplasm. The coding region runs from base 1 to 1386 and encodes 461 amino acids.